AUGCAUCUUGUUGAUGGCAGCUAUUGUCUGACAUGUGGAUCGGAUAAAAAAAUCAAACUGUGGAAUCACAAAACCGGACUGCUACUCAAGACCUAUGGUGGUCAUGCCGAUGAAGUCACCGAUGCCAGAUCCAGUUGUGAGAGUAGUAAUAUCGUAUCGGCCAGCUUAGAUAAAAGUAUCAUCUAUUGGGAUGUUAGCACAGGGGCACCGGUAAGGCGAUUACGUGGUCAUGCCGGUGGUAUUAAAUGUGUUAGCUUUAAUGAAGAUUCGUCGAUUGCCAUAUCGGGUGGUCGGGAUAAUGCUGUCUUUUGCUGGGAUAUACGUACCCGACGCCUAGAGCCCGUGCAAAUGAUGCGAGAAGCCAAGGAUUGUAUUACGGCGGUGCUGAGCAAUGAAAAUAAAAUAAUUACCUCCUCUCUGGAUGGUUGUAUACGCCACUAUGACAUACGUGCUGGGGAAUUGACAGUGGAUAAAGUGGGUGUGCCCAUAACAUACCUGUGUAUGACACGUGAUGAACAAUGUUUGGUGGCUGCUUGCCAGGACGGUGUUGUUCGGCUGCUGGAUUGUGAAUCGGGUGGUAUAUUAUCGGAAUAUAAGGGCCACAGGGCCGAUGAUUAUCAAGUCGAAUGUGGUAUAAUGUCCAAUGAUGCCCACAUCAUAUCGGGUAGCAGUAAUGGUGAUGCAUUUGUAUGGGAUUUGUUGGAGGGUAAGGUGUUGCAGAACAUUGAAAUAAGUAAAACAGGAGGAGUUGUCCAUUCCCUGGCCACGCAUCCGAAAUUGAAUGAAAUUGUAUUUGCCCGUCGCCGUGAUAUUUAUGUAUUUAGCACGGAAUUUGAUGGUGAAGAUGAGGUAAUGGAGAUAAUUUAG
This is a messenger RNA of Musca vetustissima, 867 nucleotides long. Its product is annotated as WD repeat domain-containing protein 83. The transcript has 3 exons. The record is from RefSeq and is a predicted model, not a curated record. The coding region runs from base 1 to 867 and encodes 288 amino acids. NCBI's taxonomy places the organism in Eukaryota, Metazoa, Arthropoda, Insecta, Diptera, Muscidae. Gene Ontology annotation, cellular component: catalytic step 2 spliceosome. Gene Ontology annotation, biological process: mRNA splicing, via spliceosome. Gene Ontology annotation, molecular function: protein binding.